AUGCCCCGCUCGCUCGCAGUGGCGCUCGACUUGCGCCCACUCUCGCCUGUCCCGUCCCCGACACUGGGGAGGGCCAGGUCGGGGGAGGGUUCUUCGCGCCUCGCACCCGUCGUCGCUCCCGCCCCUGGACUGAGCGACGAGAGUUUCUCUGAUACCGCGGAGGAUGGAAUGCACGAGCGCACGAGGCCGGACGGACAGCAAGUCGACCCCCUUCCUCCUUCUGCCUCGACCGCAACUUUCACCGAAGACGACUGGUUCCGCUUCCCCCGUCCGACGAAGGACAUGGCUCGUCGCUCCUUACCUCUCGUGGACAAUGUUGGGCGGAGGGAGAGGGCAGGAGCGAGGAGGGACGGGGAAAGGGACUUCAAGGUUGUUGGUGAAUGGAGGGUCGGGGAGAGUCUGGGAAAGGGAUCGAGCGGUCAAGUGCGGCUUUGCCGGAAUAUGAGGACGGGCGAGUUUGCCGCGAUCAAGAAGGUCGCUCGCUUGCCUCCCGACCACCGCGUACGUCUCGCACCUUCUCCUCUGACAGCCCCGCUCAUCUAUUCCCUCUGGCAGCAUGCGAACGACCUGUUGCGCGAAGUCACGGCAAUGAAGAUUGUCUCGCACCACCCGCACAUCCUCGAACUCCUCGACGUCUUCGAGACCGAUACCCACCACUACCUCGUCAUGGAGUACUGCCCGGACGGCGAGCUCUUCCACUACUUGCACGAGCACGUCCUCGCGCCUUUCCAGGUGCAGCAUGUCUUCGGCCAGCUCCUCAGCGCGCUCGUCCACCUCGCCCGCUUCCGCCUCUGCCACCGCGACAUCAAGCUCGAGAAUAUCCUCAUUCGCUCGGAUGUCGACGGCGACCUGCACGUCAAGCUCAUCGACUUCGGCAUGGUUGCGUAUCAGGGUGAAGGCGAGCUGUUGACCGAAAGUUGCGGAAGUCCGCACUAUGCUGCGCCUGAGGUCAUCAUCGGAAACGCAUACGACGGCUUUCUCGCCGACGUCUGGUCAGCCGGCGUUGUCCUCUUCGCCCUCCUCACUCGCUCCCUCCCCUUCGAUGCCGACAACGUCCCGACCGUGCUCGACAAAGUCAAGAAGGGUGAGUACGAGCUGCCCAAGUUCGUCGAUGGGCCUGCGGGCGACCUCGUAAAUCGUUGCUUGACGGUCACGCCCAGCGAGCGGAUCACGCUUCCCGGCAUUGUUGCACACCGCUAUUUCUCCAUCCUGCCGUCCGCGUCCAUCCCGCGCGCCGUUCCCUCGCUUCACCCGUCCGCCGUGCCUUUCGUCCCCUAUCACGCCUACGAACAAGACGCGCUCGAGCCUGAUAUUCUUGAGAACCUCGGGAUGCUCAUCAAGACUGGCCAGCUCGACAACCUGGUCCGCAGCAAUGAAGGCGAAGCUCGACUGUUCUACUCCAUCCUCCUCGCCUUCAAUCAGCCACACCUCGCUGUCACGCCCAACGCCUCGUCAUUGCCAUUCUUGCUCGGCGACCGACCGCUGUUCACUCCUUCCAACACCGAGGCUUCGCCUUCAACCCGUCGCUCGCUUUCCGCCCCCGACUCGUUCUACCAAGGCGCCCCCUCAAUCAUCAACGUCGACGCGACUGCCUUCACUAAAGUUUCGUCGCCUUCGACGAGGUCUUUGCAGGCGACAUCGACGCUCUCCCGCGAGCACGACGGGCCGCGCAACUCCUGGGGCCGGAUCAACCGCGAAUACGUCUUUCCGCCGCCGCCCAAGCCUGAGGGACCUGUCGAUACGCCAGCGCCGCCUGAAAAUGAGGAGCUAGUCAUCGCUGUCACCUCGGCACCACCGCAAAUCGAGUCCUUCGCGGUGCAGCCGCUUCCCUUUUCGCCGCUCGACCCGACUUUCGGUACGCGUCGACCGCCUCUCUCGCGCCGUCUGUCGCCAGACUCGUCGCACUCGGGCGAGACGCAGUCGAUGCCCUGCACGCCGGCAGUCAUUCCGCCCGACCCAGCUUUCCUCUCCGCCUCGUCCGCUGCGCCAGCUACUCUCGAUGCCGCUGCGCCAACGACGAAUGUCGUCCGUCCUCGGAUCUCGAUGCAUCAACGCCUUCGCAGCAUCUUCACCGGCCAGCAAAGCCAGCGUGCUUCACUUCUCGGUCCACCGGCCCGACUUGCGAAGGUCGAGCAGGAGAACAAGACUCGUCCGCCUGCUGUCCCCGCUCACCAGGCCCACGCCACACGACGCUCGCUGCAGAUCACUGCGCAGUCUAUCCCGCCGACGGAACCGACUUCAGCAGCUAUCAAGCCGACAGACGCCUCCCCGACCAGCCCGCCCGCCCCAUCGCCUUCCCGGCGUUCCAGCAUGCUCAAGCGUUCGAGCGCCUACACUUCCUUCGCGAGGGCGCUGAACGGCAGACCAGCCAAGUCGCCACCGAUCUCGCCAGAGCUGCGCGAGUUUGGCGAGUUGCUCGCUCGCGGCGCUCCCAGCUCCGCCGUUCCUCCCCAUCCCGCGAGCGGUCCGGUCGACAUCCCGUUGAUCUUCUCUCGACCCAUUGAGAUGGACCCGCCGCGUACGCGCCGACCUCUUGGCGACAUUACGAACGUCAAGCCGACUGACUCCGCAGCGACUCGCAUACUCCGCAAGGCUUCGUCGAACUUGCUGGGUCGAGGCAAGCCGCCGCGCACUUCUGUUAUCGAGCCCCGAGCCGCUGAGCAGGAUCGCCCUCGUCCUCCCUCCGCCGUCCCGACGCUCCUGGUCGACUCGGUCGAAGCUGCAGACCCGGAGCACCCGCUUGCCAUCCUCUCGUCGCUCGAGCAGUACCCGUUCCGCACCGCUUCCGGCUCGACGGCGUCGCGGCACUCGACUGGCGCCGGCGGUUGGCGUCGCACCUCCCUCAGCAUCCGCGUUCCGACCUACUCGACAGCGCCGACAAGCAUCCUUUCGCCUCGCGGUCCGCGCAUCGAUGGCGAAGACUACGAGCUCGACACACCAAGGCGCGACAGCUUCACUUCCGCCAUGUCCCGCCCUUUGAUGCUCGACGCCGGGACUGCCAGGACAAGCUGGGCACCCCCCUCGUCGUCCGCCUCGCACCGCUCUCUCCGUCGCAAGCAGCGUGACCUCGAGAUUGAGCUCAAGAAGGCCGAGCUGGAGAAUCGCAUCCUCCGCGCCGAACUCGAGGCCAAGGACGGCGAGCUCGACGUCCUCCGCAGGCGCGAGAAGAGCCUCUCGCUUUGCAUCGAGAGCGGGAACGAGGUUGUCAGGGAAUUGAGUGCGGAGAAGGAGGAGCUCGAAGAGGAGAUCCGCAGGUUGAGCUUCGACUCGAGGAGGAGAACAGCGAGUUCGUUCGGAGACCUCGGUCGCGAGGCUCAGGAGGACUGGCUCGGCGCAUCCCGUCACCUCUUCGCCGACGAGGACACCGCUUGA
Molecule: messenger RNA, 3372 nt
Organism: Rhodotorula toruloides NP11
Lineage: Eukaryota; Fungi; Basidiomycota; Microbotryomycetes; Sporidiobolales; Sporidiobolaceae
Product: serine/threonine protein kinase Ckk4
Exons: 7
Coding region: 1-3372 (1123 amino acids)
Biological process (GO): protein phosphorylation; intracellular signal transduction
Cellular component (GO): cytoplasm
Molecular function (GO): ATP binding; protein serine/threonine kinase activity
Source: RefSeq, a predicted model, not a curated record